AUGGGGAAUAAUAAAUCAAAACCAAUUUAAUAAUAAGAUGCUUAUCAAGCACACUGGAGUAAAAAUUAGGCAUAAGAAUUAAGGAACUUGCAAAAAUAGGAAGAAUCAAUCUAAAAUGCUAAAAAAUAACAACUUGAUAAAAUGAAAGUUGAAACAGAUUAAAAACUAAUCUAAAUUAAGUAAUAAGAGUAAUAAAUCCAAAAAUUUGAAAAAGGAUAACAAACAACAUAAUAACUAAGUUUUUCUCCUUAACAAAUCAAUUUAAAGAUUCAAGUAUCUUUUAAAAAGCCACAAUUAUUAGAGGAAUCAUCUUAAGUCGAUCUUAGUUAAAAGGAGGAGAAAAAUAAAGAGAGUAAAGCUGUAUUAACUUCAAAUGUAUCUUCUAAUAAUAAUAAAUGUAUAAUAUAAAAUAAUCAAUAAGAAAUUUAAUUAUAAUAAGUUUAGAAAGACUCUCAAUAGCAAGAUGAAUAUAUUGGGUUAAAAUAGGGUUAAAACAUUAUUUAAUUUGACAUUGAUUAGUAGGUUGAAUAAAAUACAAAAUUGUCGGAUGAAUAACAAAUAUAGUAAGAAGUUUAAUAGUAAAGUUCAUAAAAGAUGUAAUAAGAAACCUAGCAAUAAAUAACUUAACAUAAUAAUAGUUAAGGUCACGUAGACACAAAUGCUAAUGAAGAAGCUAUUUUGAAAAGGUGUUUUAUGAUCAACAUGAAAGAGUUGAAAAUUAGCAACCUCUAUGCAAAAUUUUUAGAAAAAUUUUCAACAAUCACUAGUGAUAUCAUUUUAUGUGAUAUAAUAAACUGUGUCCUAUCUUCAGAAUAAUACAUUUAGACUUAGAAAGUGACUUGGCUUGUCUUCGUUAUCAUAAAUUUAUCAGAAUGUAAAGUUUUUGAUGACAAUGUUAUCUUUAAUGAAGGUUCAAUAUCAAAACAAGUUUGGACCAAAUUAAUAAAUGCUGUUCUUGAUAAACUUGUAUCUGCUGUAGCGAAACCAGAAAAAUUAGAAUGGCUGGGAAGUAGAGAGGAUGUAAACAGUUAUACAAAUUAAGAAAAUACGAAUGCAUCUUAAGUUUAUGACAUGCUGUUUGGAUAAUAGAAAUCCAAAAAUUUUGAAUUUUCAUUUGAAAACUUAGAUCAUCCAGCUAUAUAUUAAUUACUAACAUAUCUUGAUACCAAAUCUCAACAGAAAGAUACUUAAAGAUUUUUGGAAUUAAUUACUAAAAGAGAACUCAGCAAAUGUUAAUAAGUUAAUUUAUCUGAUUGUGUAAAUCAAUAAAGAGCUUUGAAAUUAUUAGACAAAUUAUCAUUUUAUCCAAGAAUUACAGAACUCUUAUUUGAAGAUAGUUGGGCUUAUGGAAAAUUCCAAUAAUACAAAAAUGGUAGGGAUCUAUAAAAAUAUUCAAUUUUUGGUUCAAUUUUAUGUUUGAGUACAUUUCCAAGAGAUUUUCCAGAAGUAAAUAAGAUUUUCUGUUCAGAUUAAGGUUUACCAAUUCUUAUAGAAUGCUAUAGAAGACCAAUUUAUGAAAUAAUUAAUUAGAUGGCUGAUAUAUUCCUAAGAAUUAUUAGAAGAGGAAAAAAAUCUUAAUUAGAAUUAUUCACUUAUUUGGUUAAAUUAAUUGAAAUCAAUUUGGACAUUGAAAAAGUGACUGAAAAAGAAAAAUUUGAUAAAUGUUGUUAUUAGGGCAUGAUGUUUAAUUUAUAACAGGUAUUAUUGGAGAUCUUUAAUCCUUUUAUCUACAAUACUAAUUAAGCAAAUGCGAAAUUAUCUAAAAUUAACAAAGAUCUUCUUGCUUAAAUUAAGAAUUAGCCACUCCUAGCUAAAAUUUAUUCAAAUGUCAAAUAAAUGGCCCCAUUAAAAACUGAAUUGAUACAAUUAGAUAAAACUCCUGAAAUUGAUCCUAUGACAUUUCUCUACUUGCUAAUUUAAAAGAUUAAUUCUCUCCAACAACAUAUGAUAAUCGAUUAUGUCAUAUCAUAUGUAAUCUUGUAGUAUGAUAAAAGACAUUUCGGAUCAUCUUCAAAAUUAACUUAAUAAAGCGAAAUAGACAAGGCUAAAUAUGAUGUAUUAUUGCUGAAUCCUAGAAGUGUAUAGAAUACAAUUCAAUUUUUAUCCUUUUAAAGCAAAGUAGCUUAAAGCUUGCUUGAUGAAAAUUAUAAACCAAAAUAUCCUUAUGGUUUAUUAUCUAAUUAAUUCAUGAAUGAUAUAUUCCAUUACUGUUUCAUAUACAAUUCUAAUAACUUAGCUUUGGAUUACUUAGAUGAAGUAAUUUCGAUUUGUGAAUUCACAAUUAUUACAAUGAAAUAUCAAGAAUUGAUAGAAGACACUCACUUGAGAGUUUUAGGAAUGCACUUAUUUUAUAUUUUCAAUGAUUAUGUUAUUUAAUAGUAACAUGGUAAAGCAUCAGAUAAGGCAUUUAAAAUAUUUUCAGAAAAUAAAGUCAUUAAAGAAUUUCUCAUAGAGGGUCUUAUUAAAGCAUACGUUGAUUAAGAUAAAGUUAAAGUCACCAAUAUCAUCCCAACCUUUAGAUUUAAAUAAGCAGUUUCUCAAUUAUUUUCUUACAUCUUGACAACACACAGCAAUAUAUAUAACAAAAAAUUCGUAGACUACGUCUAAUCUAACACUGACACUUAUUCAAAUUUUGCUUUAGCUUAUAUUAAUGAUAUAAAAGAAUUGCUUGACCAAUGUCUCUCUACUACCUAAAAACUAAAGUAAGAGGAAGAUAGUGCAUAAACUGUCCAAGUUCGUAACCCGACUUUGUAGGAACGCAAGGAAAAAAUCCUGAAGUAACUAUUUCUAGAAAUUGCAGAAAAGAAAUGUCUUGGAGAUUGGAAGGGUUUUGAAGAAUUAUUUAAAAACAUUGUUCUGUUUACUAAGAUUGAACCAAAAGCAUUCCUAAUAGAAGAAUCACGAUAAACUUUUACAGAAAACCUGAAUUAUGUUGUAGUAAAGCUUAAUGGUCCAGAAAACAAUAACUGUUUGACCUCGAAAUUUUUUACUAAGUACGAUGUAAAGAUUGAGCCAAGACAUCUAUCAAACUACAUAGUAGAUAUAUUUAUAAAUAUCAAAAAUCAAUAGGAGUUUUGGGAUGAACUAGCUAUGAAUAAUUCUACCUUAUAACUUGAGAUUUUACAUUAGUUGGUGAAUUAAAUGGGCUAUUUAAAAUUGAAAACUCAAUAUUAACUCUAAGAAUUCUUAUAAAUUAUAAAUAGCCUAUAGUAAUUGAAGAUCGAUUAUGAUCAAUUUUUCAGAGAACUCUAAUAGGAUCCCAAUAGAUAAAGAAGAUUUAUUGACAGUCUGACUCAAAAUUUAAUGACUGAUCCAGUAAUGUUACCAAAUUCUAAAUAAAUAGUAGAUAGAGUAACAAUUAAAAGACUCCUAUUAUAAAAAAAAUAAGAUCCUUUUGAUAGAUCCUAUCUUAGUGUAGAGAUGCUUAUAGAGCAGAAAGAAUUAAAAUAAGAAAUCAAAUCUUUCAUAAAUGUUAAAAUAUAAGAAUUAAGGUCAAUUAGACAUGGUUCUAAAUAGCAUCUCAAAUGA
Messenger RNA from Paramecium tetraurelia, 3528 nucleotides. RefSeq lists its product as uncharacterized. The record is from RefSeq and is a predicted model, not a curated record. NCBI's taxonomy places the organism in Eukaryota, Ciliophora, Oligohymenophorea, Peniculida, Parameciidae. Gene Ontology annotation, molecular function: ubiquitin-ubiquitin ligase activity. The transcript has 3 exons. Gene Ontology annotation, cellular component: nucleus; cytoplasm; ubiquitin ligase complex. Gene Ontology annotation, biological process: protein polyubiquitination.